AUGGCUACGGUAGACAUUCGACAAAAUGUUUUUUAUGAGGCCUUUGAAUAUUCCUACAACUAUGGAUCAUACAUAGAAAAUGUUAUGUUGGUUACAAAAGGGAGGCAAUUAGGGUAUGGGUGCAAUCUUAAACUUGUGAGGAGCAUAGAUCUUUCAAGCAAUAACUUAUUUGGAUCCAUUCCUGUUGAGCUAUUUGGUCUUUUUGGAUUGCGUUUUUUAAAUGUGUCUCAUAAUUGCUUGGUUGGAGAGAUACUGGAGAAUAUUAGCGGAAUGACAACACUGGAAUGUUUGGAUCUCUCGAAAAAUGAUCUUUCUGGCAAAAUUCCACAAAGCAUGUCCAAUUUGACAUCUCUUAAUUGUUUAAACUUGUCAUACAAUUACUUGUUGGGAAGUACACCUUCAAGCACCCAACUUCAGAGCCUUAGCAAAGACAGCUUCAUUGGAAAUGCUAAACUUUGUGGUGCGCCUCUUAGGAUAAAUUGCACCAAAGACGAGGAAUCUCAUGGUUCAACACCUGUUCACAAAAAUGGAGAUGAGUCUUAG
This is a messenger RNA of Ilex paraguariensis (yerba mate), 543 nucleotides long. NCBI's taxonomy places the organism in Eukaryota, Viridiplantae, Streptophyta, Magnoliopsida, Aquifoliales, Aquifoliaceae. The record is from the annotation of a GenBank genome assembly.